ACGGAGAGCGGGGGAGUGUAGGCUCCUCGAACUCCAUUGCAGCUGCGGACAGAAAUGGAAGACGGUGAGAUAGAGGAGGCGCCGGUGCCGGUGGAAGGAGAAGACCAACGUGAUGGACAUUCGGCGGAAGAAUGCAAGUUGGAGGAAUCUCCAUACGAAAUGCUGCAGAAUAGCAAAGCUUCGGUAGAAAAGAUCGUUGGUGAGAUGCUCUCGCUUAAAAGAGAGGGUAAACCUAAGUCGCAGCUCCGAGAGCUCGUUACUCAGAUGUUCCUCAACUUUGUCACUCUUCGCCAGGCAAACCGCUCCAUCUUGAUAGAGGAAGACCGUGUUAAAAUGGAGACAGAACGCGCAAAGGCACCUGUAGACUUUACAUCCUUGCAGCUUCACAACCUGAUGUACGAGAAAAGUCACUAUCUUAAGGCGAUAAAGGCUUGCAAGGACUUCAAAACAAAAUACCCUGACAUAGAACUUGUACCUGAAGAAGAAUUUUUUCGUGAUGCACCUGAAGAUAUAAAGGAAUCCUUAUUGUCUAAUGAUAGUGGCCACAACUUGAUGCUCAAGAGGCUAAAUUUUGAGCUAUUCCAGCGCAAAGAGCUUUGCAAGCUUCAUGAGAAACUGGAACUGCAAAAAAGGAGUCUUUCUGAGACAAUUGCAAAUCGAAAGAAGUUCCUCUCAAGUCUCCCUUCACAUCUCAAGUCUCUUAAGAAAACGUCCUUGCCAGUACAAAAUCAAUUGGGAGUUUUGCAUUCUAAGAAACAAAAGCAGCAUCAUUCAGCAGAGUUGCUUCCACCUCCUCUUUAUGUGAUAUACUCACAGCUAUUGGCUCAAAAGGAGGCAUUUGGAGAAUCCAUUGAUCUGGAGACCAUAGGAAGCCUCAAAGAUGCUCAAGCUUUUGCCCGCCAUCAAGCUCAAAAGAACUUAGGCAUUCCCCCCACUGUGGAAAGUUCCAAAAUAGAUGAUGAUGCACUUGAUGAGGAAGAAGAUGGGCAGAGGCGAAGAAAACGGCCAAGGAGGGUUCAAGGCAAGGAAAGCCUUGAUCAGGCAGGAGUAUUUCAAGUUCAUCCACUUAAAGUCAUCCUCCAUGUGUAUGAUGAUGAGAAUCCUGAUCCCAAGUCAGCAAAACUCUUUACUCUAAGAUUUGAGUACUUGGUGAAGUUGAAUGUGAUUUGUGUUGGAAUUGAAGCACCUAAUGAUGAUCCUGAGAAUGAUAUCUUAUGCAAUUUGUUCCCUGAUGACACAGGUUUUGAACUUCCUCAUACGUCAGCCAAGCUAUCUGUUGGGGAUUCUCUAAUGUUCAAUGGUUAUAGAACUUCACGACCUUAUAAAUGGGCGCAGCACCUGGCAGGUAUUGAUUUCUUGCCAGAGGUGUCUCCUCUGCUGCUAUCUGGCUGUAAAGCAUUAGGCAACAGAACAAAGAAUGAAGAUGUCACAUCUGGGCUUUCUCUUUAUCGCCAUCAGAACCGGGUACAGACAGUUCUAGAGAGGAUUCGUUCCCGUAGAAAAGCUCAGUUGGCUCUUCUGGAGCAGCUUGAAUCUCUUGGGAAACUUGAGUGGCCUCUUCUAUCCUGCAAAAGCGUUCCAUGGGCUAUGCACACUCCUGCAUGCAAUUUGGAUGUUUGGUCACCUCUAAGGUCCAUAUCAAACGAAUCUUCAUCUCUGGUGGUUGCAGAUAAGCAGGAGCACAGUCAGGAACCAAUGGAUGUUGAUGCAAGUGAGAAAUCUGGUGCCACAAAGGAGGAACCCGAGGGUACAAGGGAAGAUGGGGAACUUCCAUCUUUGCUGCCUAGCAUUUCUGUUGUAGGUGAUGUCAAGCCACCCUAUUCAAAGGGGUCUAGUCUCGACCAUUCCAAGCAACUGAGUUUAAUUUCAAAAAGCAUCACUCCCCAGCACAAGGUUAAAUCACGAAGUUUCAAGAACUUUGAUGACAACUCUGAACUUUUGCUAGAUGCUGACAGUGAUCUUGAUGAGCCAGCGCAAAUUGAACCAGAACCUGAGGAUAUGGCAUAUGAUCAUUGUUUCAGAAAGUCUGAGAUUUCAUGGACGGAUUACGGGGUCAAGGAAUUUUGCCUUGUUCUUGGUGGAAAAAUCGGGGUGGAUAAGAGGAGUGUGAAUCUAGAAGCAAAGAUCAAGAUCAGUAUGGAGUAUCCUCUUAGGCCUCCUCUUUUUGCAUUGACUCUUAGCCUUGGAUCUUCUGGGAAAAGACAUCAGGAUAAGGAUGGCUUGGACUGGUACAAUGAACUUCGUGCUAUGGAAGCUGAGGUUAAUCUUCACAUGCUAAGGGUGCUACCUGCAGAGCAACGAAAUUAUGUAUUGGCUCAUCAAGUGCGCUGUCUUGCUAUGCUGUUCGACUAUCAUUUAGAGGAAGCUUCCCCACCAUCUGGAGGGAAAAGUUGUACCUCUGUAGUUGACAUUGGUCUAUGCAAGCCAGUAAAUGGUAGGUUCCUGAAUAGAUCUUUUAGAGGAAGGGACCGAAGGAAGAUUGUCUCCUGGAAAAACUUUGAAUUAACCCCCAACUAAUUCCAAUAGUCGAGGUCUGGAGGCGGUAGUCCUGAAGAGGAUGUACGUUUUGGUCCCGUUUGAUAAGAAGUAUUAAAAAUGAGGAAUUGGAAUUGGGAUUGCAAUUAAAAAAAAUUAUUAAAAUAGUAUUUAGUAGGAGUAAUUGUUUAUUAUAUGGGAUUAGACAAACCCAUAAAGUUAAAAUUGAGGAAUACCACUUUCUCCUGUAAUAUUUUCUAAUCUCACAUACAUGGGUUUAACCAAUCCUAUAUAACAAGCAAUUUUUUAUAUUAAAUACUCUUAAUAAAUUUUUUCAAUUACAAUCCCAAUCAUAAUCUCUUAUUUUUAAUGCUUCGUACCAAAUGUAGUCUUUGUGUUUAUAGAUGUGGCCUUGGGAUAUCAAUUUGCUUACCGCACAAGAAAACAGCUGUGGCUGUGGUAGCGCUUAGAUGGUUCAACUGGACCAGCAAAUAGGCAAUGUUUAACAAGUGGGUUAGUGCGGCAACAUAUUUUGGUUUCUAAGAGGAGCCAACUUUGUGGAAUUUUUCUCAAGAUCUUGUUUUGCGGAUGCUUUGGAGACUACGAUGCAGGAUU
This is a messenger RNA of Neltuma alba, 3090 nucleotides long. Its product is annotated as THO complex subunit 5A. The transcript is spliced from 8 exons. The record is from RefSeq and is a predicted model, not a curated record. Gene Ontology annotation, biological process: mRNA export from nucleus. Gene Ontology annotation, cellular component: THO complex part of transcription export complex. Lineage: Eukaryota; Viridiplantae; Streptophyta; Magnoliopsida; Fabales; Fabaceae. Gene Ontology annotation, molecular function: mRNA binding. Bases 55 to 2517 code for a protein of 820 amino acids.